Pygocentrus nattereri (red-bellied piranha) is the source of this 5630-nucleotide messenger RNA. RefSeq names its product NACHT, LRR and PYD domains-containing protein 3-like. Bases 1646 to 4738 code for a protein of 1030 amino acids. The transcript is spliced from 15 exons. The record is from RefSeq and is a predicted model, not a curated record. NCBI's taxonomy places the organism in Eukaryota, Metazoa, Chordata, Actinopteri, Characiformes, Serrasalmidae. Gene Ontology annotation, molecular function: protein binding.
GUCUUCACCUCCCGUAAAACACCAGGAGAUCAGGACAAACCAGUUUAUAGUCAGAAAGUAUUCAAACAUAGGUUCCGACACACUCCAUUUCAAGAGACAGGAAUAUAAACAACAUUGAAAGAAAAAGCAGAAUUUGUUGUGUCUACUUUUGCAAAUGCAAUGACCUCUCUGGUGAAUGCGUCUGAAGAGGACAUUUCUCACAAAUUUAAGAGUAGAGUGAAUGAGCUGUUCAAAGAUGCCAUAGAUGAGGAAUCAAUGUGUGACCCCCACAACCACGGAGAAGACACUGCUUUGAAGUAAAAACAGUCUUAAAAGUAACAAGAUGAACUUCCUAGUUGUUAACUGAUGUCAUUUUUAAGUGUAGCCCUGUCAUGUUCGGCACUCCUGUGUGUGUGUGCGUAACGGAUUAGGGCGGAGACAGGCAAUCACGGGGGCAGCUGGGGUCCUGUGGUUCAGGUAUUUAGGUAGACAGCCCGGGGUCCUUAGGGCAGGGCAGUGUGGCUAGGCUAACAGCAGAGUGAGUGACAGCGUUUGGACGAGGAGCUGUUUGUGUCAGGCAUGCACAUUGUAAAGUGUGGGACCAGCAUGGAGGAGACGCCGUGACUCCCUGUAGCGUGUUCAUUGUUGGGAAGCAGAGCUGAGGUGGUGUGCGGUGCCGUGACCGUGUUUACUGUGCAGUCCAGGGCAUAUUGGGACCACAUGAAGGUAUGUACAUCUGUCUGAUAUUUCUCGCCUAUGGUGUUUUAAAUUCAGUAUGGUAGUGACAUGAUGCCUUAUUUUCUUUGUUUGACAGCUGAGCUAGCCUCCGAUCGACGCUGGUCAUUUUAUAACGCAGAUCAUACGGCACUUGGGUUGCCAGCUGCUUUUUCUUGGUUUCCUACGUGUGUUCUUUGUUUUAGUACUGUUUGUUUUUAUAUUUUUAUUUCUCUUGUCUCCGUGGUUUUGUGAUUUGUACUCCUGUUUUAUAUGCUCAAAGGUGGUCGAAGUAUGUACUGGGCUAACCGUGUGGAGUUGGGAUAUUGCUAAUUUGGGUAUCCACUAGUGUGAUUUUUGCAGUGCAAUGUAGAGUGAGUGCUAUGUGCAAUAUAGUGUGUCACUGGUUUUAAAAAUUCUUCACGUGUGGUAAGGAUAUCUUAUAUGGGACUCCCAACUCCAGCACUUUGCCCAGCAAGGUAGUGGUUUUUACUUUCUUUUAUGGAUCAAGCUGAUACGAAUACUGACAACUUCUGGGACAAUUAAUAAACUGUUUGACUUGUAUUAUUCUAAGGCGGUGUGGUCUGAGAUUAUUAAGGUACACGGAGCUUCCCCUCGCUCCAGGUCUAAACCCAGGGGUGGCGUAGUCUGGCAAUAGAUAACUUUGGAGCGCCACAUUCUGGCGUAGUCGGCAGGAUAGAACUAGGUUCCUGAAGUUGUUUUCCUGUCAGUUUGGUUCCAAGCGCAUUUGAGCUACAGGAGUAGUUAUUUAUUUUUUUUGAGAGAAAAGCAGCUGGCAAUUCAAAAGAGGAUCUCAUCAGGACCCGACCAUGGAGGACGAGCUGCAGAGGUUGCGGGAACAGGUGGAGCGGCUCCAAAGGGACAAUGAGAGACUCUCCGUGGCACAAAAUGGAGAAAGAUUUCAGAUUCAUCUACACCCAUCUGUGUGACUAUGAGGGGUGAGUCUAUGGAUCACCCAUACAGCUUCAAAGAAAGAGAUGCUCCGGUUGAUCCAAGUCUCAUUCACAGACAGAGACCAGAAUCUUAUUUAUCCAUGAAGAGUGAGCUAUCUGUGGAUGAACAAGACAACUUUGAAGAGGAAAACCCUUUUACUAAUCUGAGAGAGAUUAACAGAGAGAGACCCAAGUCAUAUUUGUCCACGAUGAGUGAGCAAUUCAUUGAGGAUUCAGACUGUUACAGAGAGGACACCUCUGCUGACCUGAGACUAAGUCAAAAAAAGAGAUUAACAUUCAGUCGUGCAUCUAUGAUGAGUGGUCACUCUAUGGAUUAUUCACAAACAGACCCUGAAAGUGAUCCAAGGUCAGCAGUUUCCAGAGACAAGAGUAUUGAUUCCAUUUUCAAGAAAGUUGAGCUAAGAGUCAUUUCUCUGGUGAAGAAUGAGCUCAAGCGGUUCAGGAACCUGCUGAGUCCAGAGUGCUCUGAGGGACAGAUGAAGGAAGAUGAGGAUCAGAGAGAGGCCAGAGAAGGAGCACUGAAGAUCACACUGCAUGUUCUGAGGGAAAUGGACCAGAUAAACCUGGCUACUAUUUUACAAGCAAAAAUGACACCUUUUUAUCAGCGGAAACUGAAGUCAAAACUUAAAAAGACAUUUCAGAGCAUUAAAGAGGGAACUGCAAAGCAACAAAACUCAACACUGAAUGAAAUCUACACAGAGCUCUACAUCACUGAUGGUGGGUAUGGAGAGGACAACAAUGAACAUGAAAUUAAGCAGCUUGAGGAGAUAUCCAGGAAAAGAGUGACAGAGGAAACAGCUAUAAGCCUGAAUGCCAUCUUUAGCCCAUUACCUGGUCGAGAUAAGCUGAAAACUGUACUCACUAAAGGAGUUGCAGGAAUUGGAAAAACAGUCUCAGUGCACAAGUUCAUUCUGGACUGGUCAGAAGGAAAAGCAAAUCAGGAUGUCCACUUCAUAUUUCCACUUCCUUUUAGGGAAUUAAAUUUAUUAAAAGGGAAAACAUUCAGUCUGAAGGAUCUUCUUUAUCGAUUUUUCUCAGAAAUGGCUGAGUUGGCAUUAAUAGGCCGUGAUUCCUAUAAAGUCUUGCUCAUCUUUGAUGGUCUGGAUGAGUGUCGGCUUCCUCUAGAUUUCCAAAACAAUGAAAGAAUGUGUGACAUUACAAAGAUAAGCUCAGUGGAUGUGCUGCUCACAAACCUCAUCAGUGGGAAUCUGCUUCCUUCUGCUCUUCUCUGGAUCACCUCUAGACCAGCAGCAUGUGGUCAGAUCCCUCCUGAAUGUGUUGACCUGGUAACAGAGGUACGAGGGUUCAAUGAUAUUCAGAAGGAAGAAUACUUCAAGAAGAGGAUCAGUGACCAGAGCGUGGCCAACAGAAUCAUCACACACAUAAAGUCAUCAAGAAGCCUCUACAUCAUGUGCCACAUACCAGUCUUCUGUUGGAUUGCAGCCACUGUUCUAGAGAGAAUUCUGAGUCAAGCAAAAAAAGGAGAGAUUCCCAAGACUCUGACUCAAAUGUUCACACAUUUCCUGAUCUUUGAAACCACCCAGUGGAGUCAGAAAUAUCAUGGAACACUGAAAUCUGAUUCAGAUCAAAUUAACAAGAAUAUUCUGGCAUUGGGAAAACUGGCUUUUCAACAGCUGGAAAAAGGCAACUUGAUGUUUUAUGAGGAAGAUGUGAGAGAGUGUGGCAUUGAUGUCAGAGAAGUGACGGUGUACUCAGGAGUGUGUACACAAAUCUUCAGAGAGGAGUUGGGGCUGCAACUGGGAAAGAUUUACAGUUUUGUGCAUCUAAGUGUUCAGGAGUUUCUGGCUGCUUUAUAUGUGUUCAUGUUAUUCAUCACCAGUAGCAGGAAAGAGUUUCAAAGACAAUUUCCUGGAUUUGUUACUUCCAUUCACAAGCCAACAAUGUCUGAUUUUCUGAAGAGUGCAGUGGACAAGACCUUGCAAAGUGAGAAUGGACAUCUGGACCUUUUCCUCCGUUUUCUUCUAGGUCUCUCACUGGAGUCCAACCAGACUCUCUUGCAAAGCCUGUGUAUACAGACAGGAAGCAGUCCAUCCCAAGAUGAAACAGUUAAAUACAUCAAGAAAAUGAUCAAGGAAACCACAUCUCCAGAGAAAUCUAUUAAUCUGUUCCACUGUCUGAAUGAACUGAAUGACCAUUCCCUAAUGCAAGAAGUCCAAACGUACUUGAAAAAAAGUGGUAAAAAUCAUCUUACCACAGUCAGCCUGUCUCCAGCUCAGUGGGCAGCUUUGGUUUUUGUAUUGCUGAACUCAGAAGAUGAGCUGGAGGAAUUCAACCUUAGUUAUUAUGAUCCAUCAGAAGAAUGUUUCCUGAAACUGCUUCCAGUGGUCAAAGCAUCUAGGAAGGCAAUCCUGAAUAGUUGUAAUCUCACAGAGAAAAGCUGUGCAAGUCUGGCGUCAGCUCUCAGCUCCUCAAAUCUGAAAGAACUAGACCUGAGUACAAAUAAUCUGCAGGAUUCAGGAGUGAAGCUGCUCUCCUCAGGACUGGAGAAUCCACAAUGUAAACUAAAUAUAUUGAGACUUUGUGGCUGUAGGCUCACAGAAAAGAGCUGUUUAACUCUGACUUUCACUCUCAGCUCAAACACAUCAAGUCUAAAAGAGCUAAACUUGGACAAUAAUAAUCUGCAGGAUUUAGGACUGGGGCAGCUGUGUGAAGGACUGCAGAAUCCAUACUGUAAACUGGAAAAACUGGGGCUGUGUAACUGCAACAUAACACAUGAAGGCUGUGCUGUUCUGGCUCCAGCUCUGAAAUCAAACCCCUCACACUUGAGAGAACUGAAUCUGGGAAUGAAUCAAAUAGGAGACGCUGGAAUUAAGCUGCUCUCCAUUUUACUGGAGGAUCCACACUGUAAACUGGAGAAACUAGAGCUGUUUGACUGCAGUAUUACAGAGAAAGGCUGUGCUGCUUUGGCUUCAGCUUUGAAAUCAAAUCCCUCUCACCUGAGAGAGUUGGACCUGGUACACAAUAAUACUGGAGAGUCUGGAGUGAAGCUACUGUCUCCUCUACUGGAGGAUCCACACUACAAACUGGAGAAACUAGACUUCUACACCUGAUCUUGUAUGAGCCUCAAGGAAAGAGUCAUGCAGCUGACUACAGAUGUAACCCAACAACUGUCCAGGAAUACAACAGAUUUUCACUUUAAAAAAUGUUUUAAAUGUAGUAUUUGUAUUAUAUAUGGAAUCAUCCAUUGAUUAACUGUGAUCAGUUAUCCCUUUAAAGUGCCAUGGGCCUACUGGUGGACCCAAAGAUUCACACACUUCUAUAACCUAAGAACAGCUCAACCAGUUUGCACUAAAGUCCAUGUAGGUGCUGAAUGAUAAGCCUUUGUAUGUAAAAAGUAUAAGAUGUCAAAGGGUUAAACAAAAACGUCGCAUCAUGUCAAAAAAUUAGAGACCAUUAUUUUUAAUGGAGGUAGGUGUGAUAUUCUUCAAAACACAUUCCAGCACUUAGUGACUCAGAGCACUGUUUCAUUAUUCAACACCUCACAGUGCACAAUGCAGCACUUUACCAGAACCAGAAUAAAUUAAAGUCAUAGUAGAUUACAUGUGGCUUGAAAAGGCACACAGAGAAAGGCAACUAGUCUUUUAGGUAAUCCAAUAAAUGUAAUGGUAAGUUUCAGACAUUCAGCUUGUAUUUUUCAGCUUGAAACCAGCUGGUUUGCGAAGAAGUAGUAAACUGAUGCCAAUCGUGAUGAGUGAUGUUGAAAACUUUAUUCCAUUCAAUUUUAAUUAACAGAGUUUAACCUGGCAAUUAUUGGUUUCUUCCUGCCAGCCAUUCUAUAGAAUUGAAUUGAGAACCAUUUGUCACUGUGUUUACACACUGAAAUUAGACCUCUGCAUUUAACCCAUGCAGUGAAGCACAAUACAUGUACACUAGUGAACACACACACUAGGGGGCAGUUAGCACACUUGCCUGGAGCAGUGGGCAGCCCUAUCCACAGUGCCU